Polyodon spathula (Mississippi paddlefish) is the source of this 3911-nucleotide messenger RNA. Its product is annotated as integrin beta-5-like. Gene Ontology annotation, molecular function: integrin binding. Gene Ontology annotation, cellular component: cell surface; focal adhesion; integrin complex. The transcript is spliced from 15 exons. NCBI's taxonomy places the organism in Eukaryota, Metazoa, Chordata, Actinopteri, Acipenseriformes, Polyodontidae. Gene Ontology annotation, biological process: cell adhesion mediated by integrin; cell-matrix adhesion; integrin-mediated signaling pathway. Bases 413 to 2821 code for a protein of 802 amino acids. The record is from RefSeq and is a predicted model, not a curated record.
UUGGUGAGCGGUUGAGAGGACGAGUGAGUAAACUGGGAAUAUAGCACUUGCAAUGCCAGUGUGUUUAAAAGUAAAGGGAUUACUCCAACAAGAAAACUCGUUGCUGGCUGCGCUUGCUUUGGGUUAUUGAAUAUGGUUGACCCAGCGUGUUAUAUAUUUGUUUUCUAGCGUUGUUGUCACUAUGAUGAGUUCCACUGGAUACUUUGACGGAGAAGAAACGGGCGAGAGGGAAUUUGUUUCAAAACCCUAGCCGAAAACUCGCCAGCUGCACACAGGAAUGAGGAUUUAAUACAGCCAGUGUUUGCGUUCAACGCAGUACCAGAGAAAGACAAGUAAUCAAGUAUACCCACCGCAUCCCAGGCAUCUCUGAGCGCCAGCCUUAACUUUGAUCGAAGAAACUGCAGAAGCAAUCAUGUUGGAAAGGAAAUGUUUAUCUCAUGCUGUCUUAGUUACCUGUUUGGUUUUGGAAUUAUUCAUUCAGAAUGGUAAAGGUCUUAGUAUUUGCAUGAGUGGCAGUGCUACAUCCUGUGAAGAAUGUCUUCUCAUCCACCCAGUCUGUGCCUGGUGUGCCCAAGAGGAAUUCGGCAGUAGCAGGACAAUCACUUCAAGAUGCGACUACAGGGAAAGCCUGUUGAAGAGGGGCUGUGAGAAGCACUUUAUCCACAGUCCUGGCAGCAGCAUGGCGGUGCUCAGGAAUAAGCCUUUAAGUUCUAAGGGCUCCGCUCCCACCCAGUACGAUGUUAUUCAGAUAAUGCCUCAGAAGAUUGCUCUCAGCCUGAGACCCGGUGACCAGACCUCUUUUGGGGUGCAGGUGCGGCAGGUGGAGGACUAUCCCGUGGAUCUCUACUACCUGAUGGACCUUUCCCUCUCCAUGAAGGACGACCUGGACACUAUCCGCAACUUGGGCACCAAACUGGCGGAAGAAAUGAAAAAACUCACCAGCAAUUUCCGUCUGGGCUUUGGCUCGUUCGUGGACAAAAAUAUAUCACCGUUCUCCUACACAGCGGCAAAGUAUCAGAACAACCCCUGCAACGGAUACAAGCUGUUCCCCAACUGCGUCCCUUCUUUUGGGUUCCGCCACCUCCUCUCCCUGACUGACAAAGUGGACCGGUUCAACGAGGAAGUGCAGAAGCAGCUGGUGUCUCGGAACAGGGAUGCGCCAGAGGGGGGGUUCGACGCCAUCCUGCAGGCCGCAGUGUGCAAGGAUGAGAUUGGCUGGAGGAAGGAGGCGUUCCACUUGCUGGUCUUCACCACGGAUGACGUUCCACACCUCGCGCUGGACGGCAGGCUGGGCGGAGUGGUCCAGCCGCACGACGGGCAGUGUCACCUGAACGAGAAGAACGAGUACAGCGGCUCCGCAAAGAUGGAUUAUCCAUCACUUGCACUCCUGGGGGAAAAACUGGCAGAAAACAACAUCUAUCUCAUCUUCGCUGUGACAAAAAGGCUCUAUGUGAUUUACAAGAACUUUACUGCACUGAUACCAGGGACAACUGUGGAAAUUCUUGACCAGGACUCCAAGAACAUUAUCCAGCUGAUCAUCAAUGCCUAUAAUAGUAUCCGUUCUAAAGUGGAGUUGACGGUCUGGGAUCACCCGGAAGACAUUAACCUGUCCUUCACAGCCAUCUGUCAGGAUGGCCGGCCACGCCCAGGGCUCAGGAAGUGCGGGGACCUCAAAAUCGGGGACACUGUCUCUUUCAAUGUGACUGUGGAUGCAAGGGGCUGCCCUGCUGAGGAUACCAGGCACAAGUUCACCAUCAAACCUGUCGGAUUUAAGGAUACUUUGGAGGUCACUGUCAACUACAAGUGUACGUGCGGAUGCACCAAGGAGACAGAGAGCAACAGCACCAAGUGCAGCAGCAUCGGCACCUACCAGUGUGGCAUCUGCAGCUGUGAUCCUGGGUACCUGGGAGCCCGGUGCGAGUGCCAGGAGGGGGAGGACAGCAUGUACCAGACCAUGUGCCGGGAGGCCGAGGGGAAGCAGCUCUGCAGUGGCAGGGGGGAGUGCAGCUGCAAUCAGUGCCUCUGCUAUGAGAGCGAGUUUGGGAAGAUAUACGGGACGUUCUGUGAGUGCGACGACUUCUCCUGUGCCCGGCACAAAGGCAUUCUCUGCUCAGGUCAUGGGGAAUGCCACUGUGGAGAAUGCAAGUGUCACGCCGGCUAUAUCGGAGACAACUGUAUCUGCUCGACAGAAACAGAUACAUGUCUCUCCAUUGACGGUCAGAUCUGCAGCGGCCGGGGGAACUGUGUCUGCGGGGAAUGCCAGUGCAGCGAGCCGGGAGCUUUCGGGGACACCUGCGAAAAAUGCCCUACCUGCCCUGACGCCUGUGGCACAAAGAGGGAGUGCAUUGAGUGCAGGCUGUUUAACUCAGGAAGGCUUGCCGACAACCAGACCUGUGACAGACUCUGCACGGAUGAGAUCAUCACAGUUGACACGCUCAAUACAGAUGACCAGAAUGCAGUUCUGUGCCUGUAUAAAACUGAGAACGAUUGUGUGAUGACGUUUACGUACUCGGAACACGCCAGUGGCCAGUCAGUCCUCGCUGCACUCAAGGAGCCUGAGUGCGGCACUCCUCCGGACGCGCUCACGGUGCUCCUGGCCGUCGUCGGCAGCAUCCUGCUGGUCGGCAUCGUGCUGCUGGCGAUUUGGAAGCUCGUCAUCACUGUCCACGACAGACGGGAAUUUGCCAGGUUCCAGAGCGCCCGUUCCAGAGCCAGAUACGAGAUGGCAUCCAAUCCCCUGUACAAGCAGCCUAUCUCUAGCCAUGCAAUGGAGACUGUGUUUAACAUGCAGAACAAGACAUACAAUGGCACGGUCCACUGAUCUGCUGAAGAAAUCAAGAUGUACCACAGUGAGGACCAGAGUGGUGCAGACAGUGACCCAGAUGCAAUAUUGACUGGAAGAUGUAUUCAUCUGUGAGGGGAAUAAAAUAGCAAAACUACAUUCUUUGAUGUCUAAGGAAUUAAAACAUGAUGGCGUUUUUAAAAUAUCCAGUGGUGCGUGCUGUGCAGUUGAGGGUGCAAAACCAAACUGAUGACUUUUUUUUUUUUAUUAUCACUUAAUCUGGAGAGGAACAUAUUUAACCCUUUAUUUGCUGUGCCAUAUUGUAACAUUCUGAUGUAGUCUGGGUUGCAGACAGGGUUGCAGGAGCUGAACAUUCAGACAGUGCAAUCCCUGACACAACACAUUCUUUUGCAUGGGGGCGGAGGGGAGUGUGGAACAGAAGGCUUUCAGGAAGCAUUUUGUAUACAUUUGACCUGUUUAUUUGACUUGAAAGGAAUUACAUGCCUAAUUAUCUUGGUACAGCAGCUUGCCCAUUCUGCUGCGUAAACUAUGUAAAAUGACUUCUAACAUUAUUAGCAAUGAACAGAAUGUUGUUUAUUAUAUGCAUUAUACAGUAUAUUUUAACUUUGGGAAUGCAUUCCCAUGCAACAGCAACAAGACUGUGCAUUUUUCUAGAAUAGCAAAUAAUUGUAUAUUGAUUUUUAUGCAUUGAUAUCCCUAAUAUUCUAUGGAAUUAUGAAAAAAAAAAAGUGCUGAUUUACAUCAGCGUUUUGGUACUAAUGUCAAAUGUAUUUGUUCUUUUAUGUUUUGCACACAAGAAAUAUUGGCUAAUUGCCAUGUAUAAUUGGCUUUGGUUUUAUGAUUACCUCUGCAUUAUGAUGUUGCCUUAUUUCAGUCUGGUAAUUCUUACCAUGUAGUGUUUGUAACUGUGUGUGCAAAAGAAAUCUAGGUUAGCGGUAUACUCUGAAGGUGAAGGCUGGCAUUUCCUGAUUGUUUUAGUUAAAGGUGUUAGAGCGUUAGUUUCUUAGACUGAUUCUGCCCCCUAUUCCCCUCACUACCCAAGAUAAUAAAAUGCAGUAGAUAGCAGAUAUCUGGAGUUAAACUGUUGUUAAAUAAAAUUUGGAAGGAC